UAUACGACUAUUCAAAACAAAUUCUUCAAUAUCACUUCACUCUGCAAAUGCUAAACCUAAAUGUCAACAGGUUCUUCAUAUCAUAUAUUCUUAAAUUCAGCUUUCCGAAGAUUCACAAAUUGAACACGGCGAUUCAGGGGAAAGAUUUCUGAGCAGUUACUCAAUAUUCAAUCCAGGAAUAUCUGAAUGGAAUCAGAAACUGCCAAAUCAUCUCUACCGCAGCCCGGGCAAGAUUCUAAUGUUGGAUCUUCACCCUCCAAUAUCAUGGAGAAAGAAAGCUCAGCACAGGGUCCAACUUCAGUUUCAUCUACAUCUGCCAUUUCCGCUUGGGCCAGAGGUCUUAAACUUACGCAAGCGCAACAGGAACCAAAGAAAACGAAUUCUGGGAAUUUCACUUUUGCACGCCUUGCUAGUGGGCUUGGACUGCAAAUUCCUUCAAAAUUGGAUGAAAAUGCGGACAAAGGUUCUGCGCCUGCACAAUCAGGUGUUAUAGGAUCUCUUACUAAAGGAAUAGUUGAUUCCUCUUUAAAUGCUGUGAAGGCUGUGCAAGUAAAAGCCAGACACAUUGUCUCACAAAAUAAGCGAAGAUACCAGGAAGGAGGAUUCGACUUAGAUAUGACAUAUAUAACCGAGAACAUAAUCGCUAUGGGGUUCCCUGCUGGUGACCUAAGCUCUGGUUUAUUUGGAUAUUUUGAGGGAUUUUAUCGGAAUCAUAUGGAGGAAGUGAUCAAGUUUUUUGAGACUCAUCACAAGGGAAAAUAUAAAGUAUAUAAUCUUUGUUCAGAGAGGUUGUAUGAUGCUUCACUAUUUGAGGGAAAGGUUGCAUGUUUCCCAUUUGACGAUCACAAUUGCCCCCCUAUCCAUCUCAUAAAAUUGUUCUGUCAAAGUGCUUACUCAUGGUUGAAGGAGGACAUUUUAAAUGUGGUAGUUGUUCACUGUAAAGCUGGGAAGGCAAGGACAGGAUUGAUGAUAUGCAGCCUUCUUCUGUUCUUAAAGUUCUUCCCAACUGCUGAGGACUGCAUUAGUUACUAUAACCAACAAAGAUGUGUCGAUGGGAAGGGUCUUAUUCUUCCAAGCCAGAUUAGGUACGUGAAAUAUUUUGAGCGGAUCUUGACGCAGUUUAAUGGUGAAGCUCCCCCUGGACGUAGGUGCAUGUUAAGAGGGUUUAGGCUUCACAAUUGUCCAUAUUGGGUCAGACCUUCUAUUACAAUAUCUAAUCAUAAUGGAGCAUUGUUUUCCACAAAGAAGCAUCCAAAAACCAAGGAUCUCAUGCCUGAAGAUUUCUGGAUCCGUGCACAAAAGAAGGGAAUUGUGGUUUUUGCCUUGCCAGGGGAACCCGGUCUUACUGAACUAGUGGGAGACUUCAAGGUUCAUUUUCAUGAUCACCAAGGAGAUUUCUACUGUUGGAUGAACACAUCAUUGAUGGAAAAUAGAGUGAUUCUAGCUGCUUCUACCCUUGAUGAUUUCGAUAAGAGAAAGUUGCCUUCACCAGGGUUUCACGUCGAAAUUGUUAUGGUAGAUUACGAUGGAACUGCCCCAUCGAAGACGAGAGCUGAUGACAGUACAAAGGGAGCAGAUGGAAAACAGCGGGAUGCUCCUUCAAGUAGUGAAAAUAAAGACCCUUCUUCUCAACAGAAUAAACAAAACAAUGAUGACGAUGUAUUUUCGGACAGUGAUGGAGAAGAACCUGCACCUUCAAGAAGCAGAUCGGUGGAUCAGCGCCCCAUCCCCGUUGCAGGAACUGCUCCACAGUCCGAACAGGCCAGCAAAUCUGAGCGUGUCUCAUCUGUAUCUCAUCAAAUGGAACGUCUUUCGGUGGGUAGGGAGUCAACGAGCUCUCAGACUCAGUCGAAAGAAGUAAAAGUUGAUGAGGUUGAGAGACCUCCUUCCACAAUCCCCAACAUGGGCUCCACAGACAUCAAGGCCAUUGCAGCAGAUGCUUCAGUUUUCAGUUUUGGAGAUGAUGAAGAUGAUGAAAGUGAAUGAAGAGACCAAGAUCAUAUGGAUAUUCUGGAUUAUGUGUUAUUCUUUUUAAGUUGGUCCCAAAAUUGGAUCUUGUUUAGAUUUAUCAUUCUGUUCUAUUUAAAAGAACUUUUUUACUUUCCAAAA
This is a messenger RNA of Salvia splendens (bonfire salvia), 2109 nucleotides long. RefSeq names its product phosphatidylinositol 3,4,5-trisphosphate 3-phosphatase and protein-tyrosine-phosphatase PTEN2A. The coding region runs from base 187 to 1986 and encodes 599 amino acids. Gene Ontology annotation, biological process: dephosphorylation. The transcript is spliced from 13 exons. Gene Ontology annotation, cellular component: cytosol. Gene Ontology annotation, molecular function: phosphatidylinositol-3,4,5-trisphosphate 3-phosphatase activity. The record is from RefSeq and is a predicted model, not a curated record. Lineage: Eukaryota; Viridiplantae; Streptophyta; Magnoliopsida; Lamiales; Lamiaceae.